Molecule: messenger RNA, 6806 nt
Organism: Schistocerca gregaria
Lineage: Eukaryota; Metazoa; Arthropoda; Insecta; Orthoptera; Acrididae
Product: Golgi-associated plant pathogenesis-related protein 1-like
Exons: 7
Coding region: 1-786 (261 amino acids)
Cellular component (GO): extracellular region
Source: RefSeq, a predicted model, not a curated record
AUGUGCCAUGAUGAUGCUGCUCUUAUAGUCGGCUAUUAUGGAGUGGGGCGAGUCGCCACCGCCGACACCCCGCCGCCCCUCGACAACCGGCCGCAGCUGUUGCUGCAGCGGAUCCUGAGCAACCGGCCGCUGAGCAUCGUGAACGACGAGAACAACGGGCAGCUGGAGACGGACUGGCGCCACAGCGAAUUUAUCAACGAGUGCUUGCUGUGGCACAACGUGUACCGCCAGCGCCACAGCGCUCGGCCGCUCGCGCUCUGCCCGCAGCUUUGCAGCUACGCCCAGGCCUGGGCAAACCACUUGGCACACGUGAACACAUUCUACUACCGGACAGACCGCGACAUCGGCCAAAACCUGUUUUGCCGGCCUACUACGACCCUUCAGGCAGAUGUCACAGGUCAGGAAGUAGUAACCUAUUGGUAUAGUGCGGUACGCCAGUACAACUACCUCAAGGAGCCUGACAUCCUGCAUGCCAACGUCAAUGCAGGGCACUUCACGCAGCUGGUGUGGGCGUCGACGACGCACGUGGGGCUGGGCAAGGCGCGGUCGCGCUCGGGCAAGGUGCUGGUGGUGGCGCACUACCGGCCGGCGGGCAACGUGUCCGGGCUGUUCCAGCAGAACGUGUUCCCGCCGCUGGCGCUGCCGCAGCCGCAGGCGCCGCCGCCGCCGCCGCCGCCGCAGACGCCCGCCGAGGCGCGCCGGCGCACGCGCAGCCGCCGGCGCGACGACUCGGACAGCGAGUCCGGCUCGGCGAGCGAGUCGAGCGCGUCGGCCAACGCCUCGUAGCGGCUGCUGGGGGCCGUGCGCGGCACGCCCCUAGUCGCCGCCCUGCGAGCAGCGGGUGGUGUGCAGUCAGAUGAAAUAUAUGGGCAUUGUACAGCUGCAAUGGCUGCUACAGCACUGUGUGUGUAUUGAAACAAUACUAUAAAAUGAGUGAUUCUGCUAAGACCAGACUCAUAUUUGUGACAAUUGUUUCUUGACACAUAUACAAGCUGCUGUGAAUGAACUAAGUGAUAAUCUUUGCUGAAGUGAAUGCAGAAAUUGCAUAACUGACCUCUUUGUAUAGACAUUUAUGUAUAGAUAGACAUGUGCAUGAGCUUCAAACAGUAUAUUUCACACCUAGGACUUAUUUUCAGGUAUGAGCGCUGAUGACAUUGGAGAAAAAGUGUUUCAGGUGCUUACAGUACCUAAUUACAUUAACUACUGAGGUAUUAUAAAUUUUCAGUAUUUUCGAUACAUUUUGUUAAGUGGAAAACCGUUCAUAAACUUACAGACAACUACUCUAAAAAAAAAGACGAUAUAAUUUACAUUUUAAGCUAGCAGCUGGUAAAAACAGCAACAGAAAUUGACUAUAGGGACCUGAACAGUUAAUUUGUGCUUCAAGGAUACAGGUUUUGCUCAUGAUCAAUAGGUGCACUGAUGUUAAACGUUAGUAUUAGGUUGGAACAGGGCUUGUUGAUGAUCUAUAUUUUUUUUAAUUUUGCCUACACUCCUCACAACGAUUCUUGUAUAUGCUCACACAUUUCACAAUACAGAGGGCAGCUUCAAUAUUACUGUGUGAGAAUCUGUCAGAAAACUAAAUUGUGAAGUGUAAAUAAGACACAAAUGAGUUGGAAUAUUGCUAGCUAAAAUAUAUUUAACUCUUUGAACAGCUAAUAAAAUAUCACAUAUAUUAGUCAACUAUUUUUUCUAUGCACUUUUUCUUUUUAUCUCAUUAUGUGGAUAAAUGUACAAUAGGUAGAAGCCCUAAGUCUACUGUAACCAGCUGUAUAUUACAUGUAAUUGCUUUUUAUUCAGUUAAUAUUUGUAAGUGUAGACAUAUUUUUAUAUGGUUAAAUAAUAGUAUGCUAACUGCUUGCACAUGUGCUGAUUGUAUAUAGUUCUAAUUAGAGGAAUUAUACAACUGACAUAAACUCUGCAUGAUGCAGACAGUCAUCAUUUCAUUAAAACAAAAGUGAAGAUUUCUGUUUAUUUGUUGGCCAUAGCAACAAAGACAGAAUUGAAACUGGAACUAUAUAUUUGGGUGUAUCAGAUCUAUUGCUUUGUAAUUAGCUUCACUCUUAGGUUAAAAAAAUGCACACAAAUAAAGUUAUGUUAUUUACAAUGACUCAUUUCUAUAGCACUGAGAUUUACCAAUUGUAUGAAAUUGUUUACGUAUCUACUAAACUCAAGUAAUGGAUAUCUUUUGUACAAUAAUAACUGAUUUGUCAUUUAUUAGGCUAAUUUUUUAAAAUAGUCAUCCAAUAAUAUAUUACAAGUGCCAGUUCAAUAGAUCAGCAGACACAUUUCUUUCUAGUUAUAGAGAGACUUUCUCUUGUCUUAUUCACAUCUGUACAGUAUCACUUUCAGAUUCAGUUUACUUGUUGCCUGACGUCAGCAUCUUUGUUACCUUCAUUUUCUUUGUUUCCUAUUUUAGGGAUCCACACUUUAUCUUCCAGCUGAUCUUCUUUGAUUUAUAAUAAAGGCACAGUACUGUUGUUUGACAACCAACAGUAAAUUAUUCUUUCUUCUUCUGUUGAACUAUUUCUCAGUGAAUCUUCUUGAAUCCUUCACACUCAUCAGUAUUAUAACAGGUUCCUCAGUUUUUUUCUGUUUUCGUGUGUCUCUAACAGCAUGUGCUAUUACGUGUCUCUGAUUGCAUGCACUCUUAACAAAUGUGGUACUAAUUUUUAUUUUAGCUCUGUCAUUCAGAAUAUACCAUGAAUAAACUUCUGGAGAUACUCAACACUACAUUCAAUAUAUCAAGUCAAAUGUGUAGUUACUGUAUAUACUCAAUUGCGCCUAGAAAGAGAUACUGAAGUAUGGAGUACAUCUUUGUGGAGACAUAUUAACUCAGACCACAAGCUACUAAUGUUGAAAUGGAAACUGAAAUUUUAAAUAAGUGAAAGUGUAUGAGGAGACAGAACAUUAACAGAAUGAAGAGGAAAGUGUGAAUUCCAUAUUUUUAGACACUGUAACCAGAAAAACAUAUGGUAGAUGAAGCACAGUGAUGAAGAGGAAGUGAAUAAAUAACAAUAGCUAUGGAUAGCGUAUAAUUGCAAGCAGGAAAAGUAUCAGGGGUAACUGAAGAAAUAUUCGAUCAUGACAAUGAAAAUACUACAUAGAAGCAGGUGCACCAUCUUGACUGAAUGAGAUAUAUGGCAGGCACCCAAAUAACAUUGAGUGAAAGUGUAAAACAGUCAAACAUAAUACUGAAAAUAAGGAUGAAUAAGCGUAAUCUAGAACAGCCACAAAUGAGACACACUGACGUGAAGUAAAAUUUAAUAACGAAACAGACAGAUAAGAAUGAGAAACAAAAAUUAAAUAAAUAAACAAUGACACAUAUUCUGUAGUAUCACUCGUACUGAAUUAAAUGGGGCUUCAGGAAACAAUAUAUAAAUAUUCAUCUUUUGGGUGUCAAGUAAUAAAGUCAUAAAAAUAUACUGAAUGUUAAUAUGGCCUAGAAGUAUAACAGAGACUGAAGGCUUUUCUGCAACAGCAGACAAUGAGUUUGUAUUUAGGACAUUUCAUAUGUUGCUCACUAAGGCCUAUAAUUGAUAUGGCAGUCUAGAACUACAAUACUGUAAUCUUUUUAUAUAUCAAGAGUCAAAACUUGCAAUAAUGGAUGGUAUUUGCAGCAUCGUUAGCAGGUUAGAAUACUAGUGAUGGAUGCAAUUUUCAUCAGAAAAAUUUGGCUAGUGAAGAGAGCAGAUAUGGGAGUAUAACAUCUAUAAUUAUCAGUUCUGGCAUCAAUAUCCUUGAUUACAUUAGAUUAUCUUCUUGGGUUAUUGCAUGGGGCUGUUAUGCAAUGCAGUUUCUCGGUGCUUUUAUCUAUAGUAAGCCAUUUGCCAGUACUAUGUGUUAUGUACUUUCUAUUUUAUAUACCGAGCGAGGUGGCGCAGUGGUUAGCACACUGGACUCGCAAUCGGGAGGACGACGGUUCAAUCCCGUCUCCGGCCAUCCUGAUUUAGGUUUUCCGUGAUUUCCCUAAAUCGCUUCAGGCAAAUGCGGGGAUGGUUCCUUUGAAAGGGCACGGCCGAUUUCCUUCCCCAUCCUUCCCUCACCCGAGCUUGCGCUCCGUCUCUAAUGACCUCGUUGUCGACGGGACGUUAAACACUAAUGUCCUCCUCCUCCUAUUUUAUACUUAUCUAUGAAAAUACAAACAGAAUACUACUUUAUGCAAGAAUUUAUCAGAGUCAGUUAAAUAUUACUCUUAUGUGUCAGGCAUAUUCACACAGAGGUCAGUCAAAGACAGUGGCAAACCCCAACCAUUUUCCAUCACUACCUAAAUUCGUUAGUAAGAGUUAUCUUCCCAUUUCAUCAAAGAGCUGAUUUGAACAUGAUACCAGAAAUAAAUAAGAUGCUUUCACAAUUGUGGAUAUUUGUUUGAUGAAUUGGAACAAGAAAAUUGCUCAAUGUACUGAAUGUUAUAAAGUCAUUAAUAAGUGCAAACUACACUUACAGUUCUAGAAAAACUCUUUCUUUAACCAUUUUUCCGCUGAGGCAGCACAGUGCUUUAGCCACAUUUUUCUCGCUAAUAUUCAUUAUCACUGUAUCCUUUAUCUGUAUACUGAUACCUUGAUUCAAAGGUUAAAAUUUUUCAAACUGUGUUACAGUGCAACAGUUUGUGUUUUGUGAACUGAAAGGUAGUACAGUAAUAACUGAAACCCAUUUUAAAUUUACAGAUAGUUUAUCUGGUGGCUCAUAUCUUUUGUUUGUCUCUUUUUCCACAUUUAAUUAACUUAACAACUUAUCACUGCAGUAAUAUUUUACAACUAUGAAGACAUUCUUCAUUUAAUAUCAUGGUUGUCAGAUUUCUAGUAAACUGAAAUGUAAUACAAGAUUAUUGCUUUCCAUGUACUGAAUGUAAAACCUAUUCUUUUUUGUAGUUUUUAACAGACAUCUAAUCAUUAUACAGACUACUUAUGCAUAUGUUGAUUGACACAAGUUACUGUGAAAACAUGAAAAAACUCUAUGUGAGAGUGGAAUAAUUAUGUUUUCAAGUUUACCUGGCAGUCUUAUUUAGAAUUCUAUAUAACUGAGUUUUAAAUUAGCUAUGAAUACAAAUAAAUUCACUGACACAAGGCAGCUUUUGCUGUUCUUAUCUAAGAAACAUCGUUUUGCAGUUUAAUUUCUAAAUGUUUGUUUAGUAAGUGUUAAUAUUAGUAUUUGAAACAUAACAGGCAUUUGUACUGUCAUAUCUGCUCACCAUGUGUGAAAAACAAAGUUGAUAUUGGUCAACAAAUGCAAGAAAUGUCACUGUUAUGUCUGAAAAAAUUUCUACUCAUUUAUGAUCAAGAGUCAUUCUACAACAAAGAUGAAAUUUUGUAUUUACUGAUGCUAUAGUGUGAAUGGUGUUGAAGUAACUUUUAUUAUUCACAUUCCAGCCUUGGAACAGCUUCUUAUGAAAUUAUCUUCCUGCUUAGCCAGAUUCAUUUAAGCUCUCGCCAUGUUCAAAGGCUGAGUCACAUCUAAACACAGCUAAUCAUUUUAUAAAAUAUUUAUUACUUUCAGAUUAACUGCUACUUUAUUUUGUACACCAAUAAUGCACUCAAUUAUCAGUUUUAAUUCCGUGCCCUAUCAUGUGCAGCAUUUUAGCUCAAGUUAGUUUAAAUGGUAUGGAUGAAUUAAAAUGUUCCUGAUAUUGGCCUCAACAUUACUAUGCCUAUACUCAGGGUAAAAAAUUCAGUGUUUGUUCCUCAUUCUUUUACUUGAUGGAUUUUUAGUCCACAUAAAGACAAUCAACUAAAACAAACUCAGUAUUCUUCAUUUAAGUAGUAGGGUAGCAUUUCUAACUAGCCAUUGCCAUUUUCUGGAAAUUAUUUUUAAUGCUGAUGGACUUUGAGAAAAAUUUAGUAUUUAUUCAUAAGCACUGACUGCCACAAUAUCUUUAUUACAUUAUUUCUUCCUUAUAGACUUUUGCUGCAAGUAUGAUUAUAGUGUAAUUAUUUGUUACUAUGCAGUUUUUAUUAGCAGGUUAAUAUCUAUCUGUCUUAAUCCUUAUUUCUGACUAACUGCUGUUGGUCCAGUUGAUGUACUCAUAACAAAUUUUAGUAUUCUGUUUAUAUUCUCUUAGAAAAUCAACAUGACUUAUUUGUUGCCAACUAUUUAAUGCCAACAUGUAAAAUAAAGUCUAAGUACAUAACUGAUCUCAUGCAUAUCUUGCAUCUGUAAUUUUCAUAUAUAAUCACUGAUGUGACCUAUUCCUCGCUGUUCCUUAAUAUGUAACUGAAUUCAGACUGCAUGUCAACAUGUGAAGCUGUUCUCAGUUUCCCUUGCAGAGUUUUUAUGGAUUAUUGUUGCUGUUGAUAUCAUCAUUACUAUUAUAUUAUAAGCAUGGCAACUUUUUGUGCUGAAUAGCAGGAAAACUAGGGAAAAAUAUUUAUAGAAUAAUUGCAUGAUUGCUGUGUCAUAAUCACAUGCAUGUAUGAAAUAUGUUGUGAAAAAUUUGAUGUCAUAUUAUCCUGAGAGACAGACUCCCUCUUAUUUCUAUAUAUCCAUGUAUUGUUGUUGUAUUUAGAUGUAUUGUCUUUUGCGAACAUCAAUUGUAUUCUCUGUGAAAUGGUAUGGUAUUUAACAUUUCACUUUAAUAAUAUGAAGAUACUUGGUGUCAAUAGUACUAAAGAUGUUACCUUGAAUGUACACAAUGUUUCUGUGAUAUACUUUACUGUGAAUAUUGAUGUAAAAAUGUGUGAGAAAAUCAAUCGUCUUAUUUUGUAUUUUCUAUUGCUUAUUCUGACACAAACAUAUAAUGAUUAUAUAAUAUAUUAUUUGCAUGUGAAUGUUAAGUGUACACAUUAUUUGGUGUUAUUAAAAUAUCUGGAAUA